CACAUUCAGAGCUGCUGCUGCGCACUGCCCUCCAUCAGGGGGGACUCUCUAGUUGGCCUGGACCAUGAGCAAUGAGUCUACCGUCUGGAACAUCCUACCAAAAAACUCCACAGAGAUCCCAAUCAAGCCUGAGGAGCAGCAAGAUGGCUACGUGCUCCUCCUGGUGAUCCUCUCCAUCUUCCUGGUAGGAACGUUGAUCUUCAUCUCUGUCUUCCUCAUCGCCUUCCGUCGCUGGUGUCGAGGAGGGCAAUGCUGUGCCAGGGCCAGCGAUGACCCUGAGAAAACAAACACCACCUAUGUGGAGGAGUCCCAGCCCACCCAUGAAAUCACCAUCAGGGUGGAUGAGUCAGAGUGCCUGUCGAUGGCCAGCUCUCACGACCAGGAGACGGAGCGCUUCCUCUCCACGGGCACCACGGGCCGUCGUGUCUCCUUCAAUGAGGCUGCGCUCUUCGAUCACGGCAAGAAGGCCCAGGAGAAGGGCCGCAGGUACACUCUGACCGAGGGCGACUUUCACCACCUGAAGAACGCCCGCCUCACGCACCUCCACAUGCCUCCACCGGCCCUCAAGAUAGUCACCAUCCACGAGUGCGACUCGGCUGAGAACAGCAUCACCAUGACGACGCGCCCUGUCGCCAAGUCAGCACUUUCCAUCUUCCAGCCAAUGCUGUGCCCCCUCCCGCAAACAGCGCUGACAAGCCUGAGCGUUAACCCCAGCUGCGCCCUCCCUGGAGAUGCUCUAAACUCUGUGGUGGACACCAGCUUCAGUGAGAACACUCUGACUCUCAGUACGAAAGAGCCGAGCUCCACCUCUAUCGAGAUGAUGGGAGCGGGGCCCCGCGGCAGAGGCAGCAGUGUCAGUGUCGGAGAGGGGGCCGCGGUGCGGAGCGGCGGUGCCCCUCAUGCUAGUGCCGGAGCUGCAGGAAGCCAGGGCCCGGUGCUGCAGUUCUUCACAAAACUGCGGCGCCAUGCUAGUCUGGAGGGGGCCAGUCCCUACUUCAAGAUCAAGAAAUGGAAGCUGGACAGCAGCCAGAGAGCCUCGAGUCUGGACACCAGAGGCUCUCCGAAGAGGAGGCAGUUCCAACGCCAGCGAGCCGCCAGCGAGAGCAUGGACCAGGACGACAACGACGCGCAUCACAUAGACCUCAUCCAAUACAUCGCCCGCACACAGGACAUCGCCUUCCGUCCCAGCCACCCCACCACACGCCUCCUCUCACCUCCCUCCACACCACCCCCCUCCCUCGGCAGGGUAGAGGUAGAGGUGAUGGUGGAGCCCAGCUGCAGCCAUGGAGGACCAGGGGUGAUUGGCCUGUCCCCUGAUCCCCAAGACGAAGCACUGUCCCUGGCAAGAAGGGAAGGUGCAGACCCUUUGGAACCCCCAGAUCCCCAGGACCCCCAAUCACUUUACAAAGACAUCUGGACCCUUCGUGCAUCACUGGAACAAUACGCAGCCUCUGACCAGAGCAGCAACAAUGACAGGAACUCCGUCUGCAGUGAUGCUGAGAGUGUGUGUUCGUUGGGUGGGCGCACAGAGACAGAGAGAGGAGGGCUGCCCAGCUACCCAUCCCAGGAUUUAGGAGAUGAGGCAGAGUGUGGAGACGAUGACAAAGACAUUUCGAUGUAUAUGGAUGAGAGGUUGAGGGUGAAGGAGGGAAGAAGAAGGAAACAGGACAGCACGGAAUCAGAGCGAGGGGGCAGCGAUGGCGAAACAGGGACUCGUAAAUUGCUGCAGAUGGACAGCGGCUAUGCGUCAAUCGAGGCUCCAACUCGUGGUCCGGAAGAGCUGCGACUGUUUGGGAGCAUCAGCGGCAGCCCGAAGGACAGAACAGCCCAUGAAAAAAGGCACCAUUUCACCAACGCAGGGCGCACUGGCACUAUUGGUGAGAGCUUCGAGUCUCAUCUCUUCGAGGAGGAGCCGGAGGAUGAGUUGUUGUUGGGUGCCAGUGGAGGAGUUUCCAUAGAAACAGGUGCUGGUUCACUGAGCUGGUUCCCAUAUGGUCAGAUGCUCACACCUCGAGAGGCUGUGCAGCCGUCCCCUCAACCGCCAACGCUGCACCGGCGAGACUACAGCAUAGAUGAGAAGACGGACGCCCUCUUCCACGAGUUUCUCCGCCACGACCCUCAGUUUGACCAGCAGGAGUCGCCGCUGAGGAAGCACCGGUCCCGAAUCCACCUCCGCAAGCAGUGGCAGCGGCACAAGCAGUGGAGCGACCCCGGUGUCAGACACUUCCAGUCCUCUUUUGACAGACAGCGGACGCCGCUACGGAGGGGUGAGAGCGUGAACUACCCACUGGACACAAGCUACCACAGCACGCUCCCUCGCAUCGUCAGUGCUCCUGACGAGGAGGCCAGCGACGGCACCGGCAGCACUCCUGACACUCCAAAGGUCGAACCUAUGACUACUGAGAGAAUAGACAAGGAGCAGGCUGCCACUGAGGACCGCGCCUCCUCUUCCUCACCGACUCUUAAAGCGUCCGUCUCAGAGAAAGAUGGGGCGCUGGUGGAGCACCACGACCCCCAGGAGGACAGCAAACAGCCCGGACUCCCUCCAGAGCCCUCGGACGAGCGCUCGCCGCCUCAGCAGCCCGACUCCUCAGGCUACGGCCCGCAGACCAUCACAGCAGAGCUCACGGACAAACUGACUGCUAACCUGGACGAGAGGCUGUACAUGGGCCUUCGCAGGACCAAGGACACAGCCACUGAGUGCGUGACGGUGACGGCCACACACGCUUCUCCGGACCACAGCCCAGUGUAGCACGGCUCCAGUCGUCCUCCUCGUCAACCUCACUCCUGCUGAUUUUCUUUUGAUUUGUCUCGUCUCAGUUUUUACUGUGUGCACAGCUUGAAUGGUGCGAUCCAGACCCAUAAACACACAACGGAAAAUAUGCUUUAAAUCAUUUUACAUACAGCAGAUCCACUAGAAACGCAGCCUGUCUGUCUUCAUGCCUGUUAACAUUACAAAAGUGUUCAGUGUUGCCAUUUUGCAUUUUUCUCUCAUAAAGUUACAACUCAAAAUAAUAGACGAACAGAGCUAACAUAUCAAAAAUCAUAUGGUUUGAGUAACAAUUGUUUCCUCAUUGACUGUUUCUGUGUCUGUUUCUGCUGCUGACAUCUCUGUCUCUGCUCUCCAGUGUGAAUAAGUGAAGCUUUACUUGUUGAUCCACUGUGAAACCAGGUGCUAUUAGACGACUAGAAAGCUACAGAUCUGGACGCAAUAGUUAGCGUGCUAAUCCCAUCAUGCAUCAGUGGAAAAAAAGCAGUUGUAUCAGUAUUCAUGAGCUAAAAAAUUUUUGAGAAUGCCAUAUUGAAUAAGUCAAAGCUUUAUGCGUACUUUAGUUGUUCACACUGGUUGUUAAAAACAGUAGUUUCCAGCCUAUGGUGGUCCCAAGAGAAGUGUUUCUUUAACACAAAAUCAUGUUUUUUUUAAAAAAUUUGAAUCAGUGAUCAGUCAAUCAACGUGAAUCAGUGAUUUUUAGGAACACUUUUACUUGCAUUGAUUGAGGGAAUAUAUCAAUAUUUUUUAUAAGUCGACUUACAACAACUUAUCUAACUCAAUGAUUGUAAUUUAAGAUAUGGUGGAUGGCGUGACAGCUCCCGAAUAACGAAGCCAAAACAUCUCAUUCGACCCCUGGUGGCUGGCUGCAGUACAGGUCAUAAACCCCGCCCCCUCCAUGUCAGCAGAUGGGACAAAUCAAAAGUACAUGUCAAAUAAAUUUUUCCUCAAGAUGGUUUCUGUCAUUUCAGGUAAUUCUUAUCAUCCUGAUGUCUCUUCAGAGGUUUGUUUUUCUGUUGAGUUUGGUUUUGAUUAGUAAUUUGAUGCUUUGCAAUUGCACUGUGUGUUGGCAGGAACUUCCUGUUUGCUACUGCGCAAACGACGAAGAUGACAGCAACCAUAUUUAAGAUAUUCUGGCUUAGUUUUUACAGUGAGAGGACGUGGAGACGCACCCAUCUACAGUCUAUUGUCAGCUUCGUUUAUGGCCACAAAAAUGGCAACAAGCACGGAGCUUAUGUCAUUUUUUGUGGCCAUUUUUCAUGGAUGCAGCUAGAUGGCAUCUCUGUUCUUAAUCCCGCCUACAAAGCUCUGAUUGGUGGUUGUUUUUCUAAUCAAGGAAACAGCGGUUAAGCCAUCAGGGGUCACAAGUACCAAUUGCUUGAUUGUAAGGGGCCACAAACCAAAAAGGUCGGGAACCGCUGGUUUAGAAUAACACAGUUUCUCCCAUAAAGUCUUAUAUCCUUUGAUUUUCCUCACGUCUGACUGCAG
Molecule: messenger RNA, 4258 nt
Organism: Plectropomus leopardus (leopard coralgrouper)
Lineage: Eukaryota; Metazoa; Chordata; Actinopteri; Perciformes; Serranidae
Gene: cbarpb
Product: CACN subunit beta associated regulatory protein b
Biological process (GO): negative regulation of voltage-gated calcium channel activity; negative regulation of calcium ion-dependent exocytosis
Cellular component (GO): plasma membrane; secretory granule
Molecular function (GO): transmembrane transporter binding
Source: RefSeq, a predicted model, not a curated record